UUAGCCGCCCCCCCCCCCCCCCCAACAGAACACACUGUCCCCGGAUUCGAAAUGGGCCGCCUUCUCCGACCAUUCGCUUUACUUCUCUGCUUCUUCUUCUUCUUCAGCUCCGUCCUCGGUCACAUCGGCGAUCAGCCACUCUCCAAGAUCGCCAUCCACAGGGCCACCAUUGCUCUUCAUCCUUCUGCUUCCAUUAGUGCCUCCCCUGCUCUUCUUGGCCUAAAGGGUGAGGAUACUCAGUGGGUAACUGUGGAACUCCAGCAUCAUAAUCCGUCUUCUGAUGACUGGGUUGGCGUCUUCUCUCCUGCAAAGUUCAACGGAUCGACUUGUCCUCCGGAAAAUAAAAGAGAUGAGGCUCCGUAUAUAUGCUCAGCUCCGAUAAAGUACAAGUAUGCAAAUCACUCCACUUCAAACUACAACAAUACGGGCAAGGCUUCUUUGGAGUUCCAGCUUAUCAAUCAGCGGGCAGAUUUCUCCUUUGCCCUAUUUUCUGGCGGAUUGUCAAAUCCAAAACUGGUGGCACUUUCAAAUUCCAUAACAUACGCCAACCCCAAGGCCCCCCUUUAUCCCCGGCUUGCUCAAGGGAAGGCUUGGGAUGAAAUGACAGUUACAUGGACUAGUGGUUAUGACAUCAACGAAGCUGUUCCCCUAGUCCAAUGGGGUCUCAAAGGAGACGCUCAGAAAAAAUCUUCAGCUGGAACAUUGACAUUUAAUCGGAACAGCAUGUGUGGUUCCCCUGCUCGGGAUUUUGGAUGGAGGGAUCCUGGUUUCAUCCACACGAGUUUUUUGAAAGAUUUAUGGCCGAAUGCCAUAUAUACAUACCGAAUGGGUCAUCUCUUAGCCAAUGGGACCUAUAUAUGGAGCAAGAGCUAUUCUUUCAAGUCAUCACCAUAUCCUGGGCAAAAUUCACUUCAGCGCAUUAUAAUAUUUGGUGAUAUGGGGAAGGCUGAGAGAGAUGGUUCUAAUGAGUACAACAAUUAUCAGCCUGGUUCACUAAAUACUACUGAUCAGCUAAUCAAGGACUUGAACAACAUCGAUAUAGUAUUCCACAUUGGAGAUAUCUCGUACGCGAAUGGGUAUAUCUCGCAGUGGGACCAGUUCACAGCCCAGGUGGAGCCCAUUGCAUCUAAGGUGCCCUAUAUGCUUGGAAGUGGCAAUCAUGAACGUGAUUGGCCCGGCACGGGCUCUUUCUACGAGAAUAUGGAUUCUGGUGGGGAGUGUGGUGUGCUUGCUGAGACCAUGUUCUAUGUCCCUGCCGAGAACAGAGCAAAGUUCUGGUACUCAACGGACUAUGGAAUGUUCCACUUCUGCAUAGCCGAUACAGAACAUGAUUGGAGGGAAGGCUCUGAGCAGUACCGGUUCAUUGAGAAUUGUCUUGCAUCUGCGGACAGGCAGAAACAGCCUUGGCUCGUAUUUGCCGCCCAUAGGGUGCUUGGGUAUUCCUCAAACCGUUGGUAUGGUCUUGAGGGAUCUUUCGAAGAGCCCAUGGGAAGGGAAAGCAUGCAGAGGCUGUGGCAGAAGUAUAGAGUAGACAUUGCCUUCUACGGCCAUGUACACAACUAUGAAAGGACAUGCCCUAUUUAUCAGAACCAAUGUGUAAAUCAAGAGAAGAACCAUUACUCGGGCACAGUGAACGGGACGAUUCACGUUGUUGCUGGUGGGGGAGGAAGCCAAUUAUCGGAGUUCAGCUCAUUGACCCCGAGCUGGAGUCUCUAUCGGGACUAUGACUACGGGUUCGUGAAGCUGACCGCAUUCAAUCAUUCAUCUCUUCUCUUUGAGUAUAAGAAGAGCAGCAAUGGGAAGGUGUAUGAUUCCUUCACUAUCUCGCGAGACUACAGAGAUGUCCUUACUUGCGUGCCAGACAGUUGCCCACGUACGACUUUGGCUUCGUGAUGGAGGUUCUCCCAAAGGCAGAUAAAUUUGCAGAACAUUCAUUCGCUUCUCUUGACAAAAUAAUCGAAAAACAAUAAAAGAUGCUAUGUAUAGUUCAGUUUUAGGAAUUAUGAUGCGUAACGUCUUGUUUUUGAGUUU
Punica granatum (pomegranate) is the source of this 2031-nucleotide messenger RNA. The record is from RefSeq and is a predicted model, not a curated record. Lineage: Eukaryota; Viridiplantae; Streptophyta; Magnoliopsida; Myrtales; Lythraceae.